AUGAGACGACGCCACCCAUUCAAUGUCGCCUACGACAUUGGAGAAGAACUGUUCCUCAGAACAUACGACAGUAGAGAAGUUCGCGUCGUCGUUGUUUUCGUCAACACGAGUUUGCCUAUGAGCAUCGAUUCAUUCGAACAGCUUACAAUCCGAAUAGGACGUUUACGGCUAAAGAGAUGUGGACCAAUACCGGCUUUGACAAUCUUCGUCGUUUACGCACCGACAUCAAAAUAUAACGAAGAAGAAGUCGAAGCGUUCUAUAUGGACUUGGAGAAGUUCUACAGAGAAAAUCGUACAUUCUUCAAAGUUAUUAUUGGAGAUUUUGACGCCAAGAUUGUACCAAGAAGAACGUCUGAAGAACGUCACAUUGGGACCCACGGAUUAGAACUGAACGAAAAGGCUGAGCGACUAUCUGAGUUUAUCAUAGUGACCAAGACAAUUCAUGCUGCAUACGGUUUAGCGUUCUUCACGCUGAUACUCAACUGGAUCCUUGUGCUAAGCGACCAGGAAGGGAAGUCAAAAACAGUCAGCAUGAAUUGCAGCUUAACGGAACCAAGUUAUCGAGGAAUCGGGUAA
Molecule: messenger RNA, 576 nt
Organism: Angiostrongylus costaricensis
Lineage: Eukaryota; Metazoa; Nematoda; Chromadorea; Rhabditida; Metastrongylidae
Source: the annotation of a GenBank genome assembly